Molecule: messenger RNA, 6617 nt
Organism: Micromonas commoda
Lineage: Eukaryota; Viridiplantae; Chlorophyta; Mamiellophyceae; Mamiellales; Mamiellaceae
Product: set domain protein
Exons: 2
Coding region: 60-6560 (2166 amino acids)
Biological process (GO): regulation of transcription by RNA polymerase II
Molecular function (GO): zinc ion binding; protein binding
Source: RefSeq, a predicted model, not a curated record
CGCGGAGGACGGGUGCGUCGGGAUAGGCCCCGGUUCGGAUCGGGGAGACGCUCGGGGAGAUGGAGGGUGACGAUGAGCCGCCGCCCUCGCCGCUGUUCGUAGAGGGAGGAGCGCCGGCGUUCACCUCGGAGCUGGUGCCGAGCGGGGUCGGGGUCGAUGAGGGAGGAGCGCACGGGAGCCCGAACGCGCCCGCGUUCCUGCAGAUGGGCGCGCCGCUGGGUGGCGCGGAGCCGACGCUGGUGCAGCCGACGCUGUUCUCGUACAACGCGAACGAUCUGGUGUGGGCCAGGGCGGGCACCAAGGGCAACCAGCCCUUCUGGCCGGGACGCAUGAUCGACGUGAUGGAGGCACCCGAGGGCGUCCGCAGGGAGGCGGUACCCAACAGCGUCUGCGUCCAGUUCUACGGCCCGUCAGCCUCCAAGGGCCGAGACAGGGAUUACUGCUGGGCCACCGCCGAGCAGCUCGCGCCCUUUGGCGAGAACCUGGCGCUCCUCGAGCAGCAGAACAUCCCCAAGCGCCUGAGGCCCACCGCGUACAGGGAGGCGCUCGUCGAGGCCAAGGAGCUUUACGCCGAGCUGGGGAACAACGUCAGCGCGGCGGUUGCGUUUGACCCGGAGGAGGCGGCGGCGGAGGCUGCCGGGGACGGGGACGACCUCGAGGACGCCGACGCGCCGCGGUGCUCGUCGUGCUCGAUGGCGCUGGAAGCACCGGGCGGGCACAAGGACACCGGGCGGUGCAGGCUGUGCGCCAAGCUGCACCGCGAGGGGCAGUAUUGUCCGGUGUGCGAUAGGGUGUGGCAGUGGGCGAAUUGCCCGGCGAUGGUCGGGUGCGACUCGUGCGACUUUUGGGUGCACUGCGCGUGCGACGAGCCCGCGAGGACGGUGAUGGAGGCGCAGGAAAGGGGCGACGAGGUGGACUACCACUGCCCGCGGUGCAGGGUCAAGGCUGACGAGGAAGAGGAUAAACGGAGGGAGAAGGAGGUGAAGAGCGCGGAGAAAGCUGCGGUUAAGCGCGCCAAGCUCGAAGCCAAGCACGCCACAAAAAAGGCGGGCAAGGCUGAGGCCAAGGCGCUCGGCGUGAGCCCGAGUGGAAAGGUGAAGAAGAAGAAGAAGAAAAACAAGAAGUUGGGGCGGCCGCCAAAGGAUGAGAAUGUCCCGGCCCGGGGUCGACCUCUCGGGACCGGCAAAUCAAAGGCUUCAAUCGCGGCGCGGAAGAUAAAGGAACAGAUGGGUCACGUGAAGCCGCCGAUGAGGCACCCCAAGGCCCCGGGCGGCAUCCCGCGUCGUCCAAAGUCCGCUUGGCAGCUAUUCGGGUCCGAUUUCUUCAAGCGGUACAAAGAGGAGCACGAGGGCGAGGAUAUUGAUUUCUCGAAUGUGUACAAGCUGCAGGGUCAGGCUUGGAGGGAUGUGUCCAAGGAGGAGCGCACGAGGUACGAGCAACUCGCCGCAAAGGAGACGGUCAAGUUCCGCAAGUACAAGCAGCAGCUGGAGCAGAGCGGCCUUGCCGUCGACGAAGUGCUUCCAACCAACCACAGGCCCAAGUCAAAGACUCCGGUCUCUUCUGCGGUGAAGCAGAAGGCUGUCAAGGCGGUCAAGGUGAGGCCGCAGGGAGCAGAGGCUGACAAGGACGAGUUGGAUGAAAACGGCAGGAUCGACAUGGGCGGCGGCGUUACGAAGGACCCAAAGACCGGAAAACUAUACAACUUUGAGGGGAAGCCGUUGGUGGGCAAGGAGGCCGAGGCUGCGGAGGCUGGCUGGCGGCCGAGGAUGGAUCGCCGCGCGUCGCACUGGAGCCAGCACUUCAAGGUUGACGACAUCAUGAGCCGACCCGAGCGGGUGGACGUGGUUUGCAACGGCGUCAGGGCCACUUUCUUGGUCAGAGAGUUCAAGAUGCUGUGCCAAUGCAGCCAGUGCAAGGGACAGGGUAAGCCGCUGUCAGCGACGGAGUGGGAGAAGCACGCCGGUAUGGGACAGGCAAAGAAAUGGAAGGCUUCAAUCCGGAUGGUGGACCCAGCGAGGAUGCCGAUCGGGCGCUGGCUCGACGGCGGCAAGCGCACAGGAAAGAGCGGGACGACGGACGACGCCGACGGUAAGGUCCGCAAAGGCAAGUCCGCGAAGAGCAAGUACCCGGCGCUUGGGGGCGCGAAGAAGAGGAGCUACCAGAUGGUUCGCGUGCAGUGGUCCGUGGACAGGUGCGCGGUGUGCGACGACGACCGAGACUUUGACUUCGACCAGCUCGUCACCUGCGACGGCUGCGGCAUCUCCGUCCACCAGAGCUGCUACGGCAUUCCCGAGAUCCCCGACGACGCCGUGGGGUUCCUCUGCAACGCGUGUGAGCACACCGGCGGCGACACUUCCGAGACUCCACUGUGCGUUUUGUGCCCCGUAGAGGGCGGAGCGCUGAAGCCAACCACGAAGCCCGGCGUGUGGUGUCACAGCGCGUGCUGCCAGUGGAUCCCCGAGACCACGGUCGUUGACGUGGACCGCAUGGAACCCAUCGAUCAGAUCCACACGAUCCAGCGCGAGCGGUGGGAGCUGCUGUGCACCGUGUGCAAGCAGCGCAUGGGCGCUAAGAUCCAGUGCGACCAUCCGGGGUGCUACCUCUCCUAUCACCCCCUGUGCGCGCGCGCGGCGGGUUUGUUCAUGGAGGCAAACCUCGACGACGACGGCGACGAGGAUUCCCCGCUGCAGAUGGUGAGCUACUGUCACCGCCACUGCAGGGUGGACACCGAGAGGGCGGCACUGUACAGCGGCGGCGAGGGCAAAUCCAUCGGCCGCGACGGGAAGCUCGUGGAGGCCAGGGAGGACCACACGAAGAAGCUCACGAAGGGGGUCAAGAGACGGAUAGAAGAGGAAAAGAGAAAGGCGGAGGAGGAGGAGGAGGAACGCAAGGCUCGCGAGGAUGAGUCCCUGGAUACCCCGGAGGAUGACCGCGGCGCGGCCAGGUGCAGGGAGUACGCCCCCCAGGGGCAUCCGAGGACCGAGGCUGGUGACGAGAUUAUCAUGGCGCUGGACAGCGGGCCGAACAUGCGCCGCGCCCUGCAGCACGGCCUCGGCCACGGCACGGGCAGGAAAAACAAAGGACCACGUCGCCGCGAGAGGGAGGCAUGGGUACAGUGCGAGUCGUGCAACAAGUGGCGCCGGGUGCCGCAGUCGCAGGCUGAGGAGUUCUCGAGGGCGGAUGCGGGCGAGUGGACCUGUUCCGUCAGCUCACACCCACGGAUAAACAGCUGCGACGUCCCACAGGAGCUCGAGGACGACGACAUCGACGCGAGGAUCGCGAUGGGCGACCAGUGCCCCUUCUACGACGACAAUGAUCUCAAUCCACCCGAGAUAAUCGCGGAGGAGGAAGAGCCGGCAGCUGAGGAUGAUGAGGAGGAGGAAGAGGAGGAGGAGGGCAACGAAGAGUCCUCCUCCGAGGCUGACGACGACGACGAAGAUGACGGCGUCAAGGAGCUGCAGGACGUGGAGAACGAUGACUGGGACGCCGAAGACAACGGAAAGUCAGCGGAUCCUGAGGAGCACCUCGCAAUUGCGGCGGCGGGCGGCUACGGGGGCGCCGACUCGCCGCCGACGAAGCGCGUCCGAUUCGAGGAUGCGCUCGCCGCGGUGGAAGAGGACGACGGCGACCUGCCCUCCGCCGUCUUCUCGGAUAAUCCAAUCGUGUCCGAGGUGAAGCUCGAGGCCGAGAGCCCGAGGUUCCCGGAGGCGAUGAUCGCCGCCGCGAUGAUGGUCCCGUCGCCCAUCGAGGAGUCCCCAGGCGUCAAGCGGGAGGCGCCCGCGAUGACGCCGGAACAGGCGCUGGCUGCAGCGAUGGCCGCGAGCGACGGGGAGAACGACGAGGACGCGGCCGACGGGCAGGACGACGAGGACGAGGAUGCGACCGACGCCAUGGACGUGGAUGAGAAGGAUGAGAACACCGACACGGAGGUCAAGGCUGAGGGGACAGAAGACGGGGAUGGAUCCAAGGAGCCCCCGGAUGAGCCCGCCCAGCCCCUCUCUGAUCUCCCCGACGUGCCGGUCAUCUGCAAGAGCUUCCGCGGCGUGUUUCGCCCGCGCGAUAACCUCAUCGAGUGCGAGUGCGGUCGAUGCGUUCGCGAGCGUGAGGAGCCGAAGGGUAAGACCGGGGAAAGGCUGGGCAUCUUCGAGCCGAAUAGGUGGGAGAUGCACGCGGGGAUGGCACACGCCAAAAAAUGGAAACAGUCCAUCGUCGUCAUCGACCCGAAGCUGCAGCCGGAGGCUGCGCCGGAGGGCGAGGCGGAACCCGAUCGCAUCGAGGUUCCCUUUGGUCAGUGGCUGGAUGAUAAUGGCCUUCACGUCGAAGUUAUUCAGAAGUCGCGGAAGCGCGGCCGCCCCAAGGAUGACGGCAAGCCCAAGGCGCCACCCAAGCCGAGGGUCCCGCACCAGAAGGCAAACCGCGGCAAGUCCGCCCUCGCGGGUCUCACCAUCGACCUGGACCUGGACCUGCAGAAGGCUUCCGACAACAUCGAGGAGAAGGCCAGAGCGCUCGUCGGCCGUCGCAUUCGCAUCAACUGCAACGCCGGUCCCAAGGGUGCGCAGCUCAUCCUCGGAGGCGCGCCGAACAAGCCCCCGGUGUGGAUAUCCGGCGUGGUUCAGGACAUGAAGUCCUCACGCGGCGGAUGCAGGCACCUCGUGCUCCACGACGACGGCACGCACGAGUGGUACGCGCUCAAUCGCGUGCAGACGGAGUGGCCGGGAGGGGAGGAGGGCGACGACGACGAGCCGGACCUGACGUUCAUGCCCGCGCCCGAGGUGCCGGCCAAGGCGAGCGUGCAGGGUUCCAGGCGCGGGCUCACCGGCCUGCAGUCCAUGCUGGCGCUGUCCAAGGCGGCCCCCGCCAAGAAAGGCACUCACCAGGCGCCGGUAGUCAAGGAGGAAGACGGUGAGGCUCCCGAGGUUAAGCCCGAGGAAGCCCCCGAGACCCCCGGUCGCGUGAGGGAGAAGGAGGCGUGGCUUCGCUGCGGGAACGUCGAGUGCUGCAAGUGGCGUCGCGUCCCGGAGUCCGUCGUGGCCGAACUGGAGCGGGAGAAGGCGACCGCCGCCGCAGCCGCGUUGGAGGCUAAGCAGGCGGCGGACCGCGGAGACGCCGGCGCCGCCGCGCGAGCCGCCGCGCGAGCCGCCCCGCCGGCGCCGUGGACGUGCCGUCGCUCCGGCGACCCGACGAGGAACACGUGUGAAGCCGAGCCCGAGUUUGGCGAGGAGGAAGUUUCCGUUCGCAUCGCCGCCGCCGAGCGCGGUGAGGCGCCCCUCAGCAUGUACGCCGACGGCACCGUGUGCGGCGACGGCGAAGAGGAGGAGGAGAAACCCGUCAUCGAUAACGGCCUGGAGGGUGUCCUUCCUGACGACCUCCCCGACGUGGUCACCGUCAUCUGCCGCCACAAGGUUGGCGACUAUCACCCGCGGACCGGUAUGAUCAGGUGCCUGUGCCCGACCUGCGUGAUCGCCACGGAGGAAGGGAGGCACGAAGAGUCCCUGCAGGAGCCCAACCGGUGGGAGAUCCACUGCGACAUGGGCCAGGCGAAGAAGUGGAAGGCGUCGGUGCGGGUGGUGCUUGAAGGGCACAAGACGAUGCCCGUGGGACGGUGGUUAGAGGGCUUCGGCAUCGCCGUCGCGGCCAGGCGCGCACCCAGGCAGGUUAGGCAGUUUGGCCCGAAGCGAUCCAAGCUGAAACAGAUGAAAGAGCGCGGGGAGCUCGAGGAGGAAGAGGAGACCUACCGUAGGCUGAAGCCGAUGAAGGGAUGGAAGAAGGGCGACGAGGUGCACCGGGGGCCGCCGCCCAGGAGCGGCAAGCGCGAAUUCGUCGAGUUGAUCCCCUACAAGGUCAACGGCGCCAAGCUCAGGAGCAAGGGAGGGAACAACUCGCACGGGUACGCCGCGCCGGGUGCGGGCGGCGUCGGUGGCGGCGUGAAGUCCGGCAAGGACCCGGCGAGGGCAGAAGGCGUGGGCCUCCCCGAGUCGACGGUGUUCACGCCGAGCGAGUGGGAGGCUGAGGUUGCGUCACGGCUGGCGGCUAAGACCACCGGCGCGGUCGCCGUCGCGGCCAUGGCCGAGGCUGCCAAGAUCGUGGACGAGGGCAAGGGCGUGCGCGAGCGCGUGGCCGAGUGCUUGCGCCUGCGACGCGAGCGCCUCACCUUCGGGAAGAGCAACAUCCACGGCUGGGGCCUCAUCGCGAAGCAGUUUUUGAAAGCCGGGUCCAUGGUUGUCGAGUACGUGGGCGAGCGCCUGCGUCCCAGCGUGGCGGACCUGCGGGAGAAGGUGUACGAACGCACGGGCCAUGACGUAUACCUCCUCGCCGCGGACGAUAAGACAGUCAUUGACACCACCGUCAAGGGCUCCAUCGCCAGGUUCACCAACCACAGCUGCACCCCGAACAUGUACACAAAGCUGGUCGCCUUGGACGGUGACUCUCGGAUAUUCUUCUUCACCCGCAUCGACGUGCACCCAGGGCAGGAGCUGACGUACAACUACAGAUUCGAUGCUGAGAGCGGCAAGGUGCCGUGCUACUGCGGGGCGAACAACUGCCGGGGAUUCCUGUGCUGAGAAUCCCCUCGAACAUAGACACGAAAAAGAUUUGAAAACAAUCAUCAAUCUGUCAAC